GUUUGGUGACACCUAGAGCUCCACGGAUUGUGCAGAGUUGUGGCCAAGAAAGGCAGCGGGCUUGACGUUAUGGGUAUAAGCGAGAGUAUUGCCCAUAGCCUUGGAAUAAAUGUGCCCCAAGUAGGUUGUUACCGAAAUGUCCAUUCUACUAACCAUAUUCAGGUGUAUUUUGUCUUGUGUCAGUUUAUUGCCAUACUAUGUGGAUUGGGCCUACGUACUUGGGUUCCGCCAUGUCCGAACAAUACCAAAAAACGACAUCUACUGGAACUGUCUGUGGGAAUACUGAUCCUUUAUGUGGGCUAUGGACCGAGUAUUUUGCACCUAUUCGCGCAAGCGGUCCCGGCCUACCUGAUGCUCGUGUUCAUGCCUCUUUCAGUAGCCCAGUAUGGAAUCCUCCUAUUUUCAAUGAUCUAUCUGUCAGCUGUUCACAUAUAUCAGCUGUUUGUCGAGGAUGCUAAUUCUGCGGAUAUCAUUGCGCCCUUGAUGGUGCAAACGCAAAAGCUAUCCUCGCUGGCAUUCAAUAUAAAUGACGGUGUCAAAAUGUCCUUGGGACUUCCUGUAUUGCGUGAAUAUCAUAAGCUCAGUGCGCUCGAUCGCAGACCUCGACUCUUACAACUUGGUGGCUACUUGUUUUGUUUCCACAACUGUAUGGUUGGGCCAUCCAUGUUUUUCGCCGACUACGUACGCUUUAUUGAAGGUCGUGAAUCGGAACGGCUGACAGACCCGGUACUUCAACAACGUUUUCUGGAGCAUAAGGAUGAAAUCCGGCUGUCCAGGAGUGAAGUCUGGAAACAGGUGAAAUUGCUGGUGAUCCACACGCUGCUCACAGUCUGGGCGUUUUCUAAUUUCAAGGCCGAAAAUUUCAUCAGUGAAGAAUUUGUCCGGAGAAACUUCUUCCAAAAAUACAUUUUCCUCUCCAUCGCAUGCUUUGCAUUCCGACAAAAAUUCUACUUUGCGUGGACUUUAAGUUGUGUGGCAAAUCUUGCGGCGGGAUUCGGUUUUUCCGGAUUUGACUCGCAAGGCUUUCCUGAGUAUGGGUUUGCGACAAACAUUCAUUUCCUUCCCAUCGAGCUGGGGACGAGUACCAAGACUAUAUUGGACUCGUGGAACACCGCGACCACUCGCUGGCUCCGUGAAUGUAUCUACGAUCGCGUGCCGAAAUCUUACGCCGUCUGGUCAGUGUUUGUCGCGUCCGCUGUCUGGCAUGGAUUUCAUCCGGGGUAUUAUCUUGCCUUUGUUUCGGCUGCGUUAAUCACCGUAGCUGGUCGAAUUUGUCGGCGGUACUUGCGACCCUACUUCCUCGGAUCCGCUGCCACUCGCUUUUCGUACGACAUCAUCACUCACUUGGGUGCAAUGUUCUGCCUUAAUUACUUGGGAAUCGCGUUCUUGUUGAAGUCGACCAAUAAAGUAUUGUACUUUUGGCGUCAAAUGCGGUUCUUGGGUCACAUAGUACCGCUGCUGCUUAUUUUCAUUCUUCCGGUGAUUUGUGGUCAACCAGUUGAUGCCAUCAAACUAAAUAGCCCGGAACAAACUCCAUUCCAAGAGCCAGGGUCCACCGAUGUGGAAACGAAUGCCAAGCGAAGGUGUUAACUGCUCGUUCCAUCUACGCAACUUUCCUCUGCUAUACCAAAACACAACGGGGCAACCUCCUGAAUUCCUGUUGGAAUUCAACUCGCUGACUCUCAGAAUUAACUUCUGAUGCAUCUGAAUACACCGUCGUACAUCCAUUUACAUCUCACACUGUUGCUUAUCGUCGCGAUUGAGUUGUUCGACCCAUGAGUUCGUUCGCUUCCAUGGCAGUUUUCCAUCAACUUUUUUUGGUGGUAUCCGUUUAUCUCUUAUCCACUGUUUUCCCGUUUUAGCGGUCCUCUUUUCUGGACGCUAGUAACACCGGUUGUCACUCAGGGUUAUGACAUUCUGUUAGUUGGCGUUGUUAUAACUUUCUGCAUCGUUGGACUCUCAUACACGCAUUGCAGUCCGAGAACUUACAUGCCAU
Opisthorchis viverrini is the source of this 1996-nucleotide messenger RNA. RefSeq lists its product as hypothetical. Gene Ontology annotation, molecular function: acyltransferase activity. The record is from RefSeq and is a predicted model, not a curated record. The transcript has 11 exons. Gene Ontology annotation, cellular component: membrane. NCBI's taxonomy places the organism in Eukaryota, Metazoa, Platyhelminthes, Trematoda, Opisthorchiida, Opisthorchiidae. Gene Ontology annotation, biological process: lipid modification. Bases 70 to 1590 code for a protein of 506 amino acids.